AUGCUCCAACUUUUAUACUUCCAAUUUCACGUUUAUGAUUGCAAACACCAAAGAGUCAAUUCCUUUCAUGCCUCAACCUCAGAAGAUCAUUCCUCGGCAGAUCCCACUUACAAGACCUGUAUUGUGAGAGUAUCAAAUCAUGCUACGGAUGGGUUGUCAACUUUUGGUCGAAAUGAUUAUUCGCGUCGACAAUCGUUCAAUUCCAAUAGCACUCUACAGUUAGUUUAUGCCAUGGAUGGAUUUUGGCAUGUGUUUCGAACUGACACGAACGCCCAUGUGAAAAAGUUGAUUGGACCUGCUGCAGAUGCAGAACCUCAAUGGCAUCCAACAAAUCCAGAAGUAUUGUAUUAUUUACCAACGAAUGGGGUUGGAAUGAAGAUAUAUUCCAUUAACGUUAUCACUGGUAUCAUUACCACCGUUGCUGAUUUGGCGUCAAGAAUUAAGACCAGAUGGCCGUCGGCCAAUGCUGCAUGGACCAAGUCAGAGGGAAGUCCUUCCAAGGAUGCUCGGUUUUGGUGUUUCAUGGUUGAUGAUUCCAGCUGGAAUAGUGUGGGUGUGAUAUCUUAUGAUUUGGUUCAAGAUCAAAUCAUUGGAUUUUUAAAUACAAAUGGAGUAAGACCAGAUCAUGUGAGUGCAAGUCCAAGUGGUAAAUAUUGUGUGGUGUCGGGUGACGAUGCGAGUGGAACAGUUGCUCAUUCUUUGGAUUUUACUCAAAAGAAAAAAGUUCACACUAAAUCAGAACAUUCAGAUUUGGCUAUUAAUGAACUGGGAGAGGACAUCUAUGUAUCAAUUGAUUAUCAAGCCAAUGGUGGUGAUGUAUUUAUGACAAAUCUUAAAACUGGACAAAGAACCAAUCUCUUUCCAACCUAUAUUGAUGGAUCAACCACUGCAUUGCAUGUGAGUGGAAAAGGUUAUAAUGUCCCUGGAUGGGUUGUCAUUUCAACAUAUGCAAUGAGUGGCCCUCGUCAAUGGUUGCAUGACAAGAUUCUUUUAGUUCCUUUGAACGUAUCAAAGCCAAUUUACGCUCUUGCUCAUCAUCGUUCCAUUUCCAACGGUUACUGGACUGAACCACAUGCUAGCGUUAACCGUGAUUUAACCAUGAUUGCAUUUACUUCCAAUUGGAAUGUUAAUAGUGCUGAAAACGUUGACGCAUAUCGUAUUGAAAUUCCAUCCUUAGUUGCAAGUCCCAAAAACAGUUCCAAUAACACAAACAACGGUAAUAAUACUGCAAACAGUACUGAAAGAAGUACCGUAAGAGUUGGAAGUGCAUCCACCUCAAGUUGUAUUAGAUCCUUUUUGACUUUGAUCGUUUGCUGUUUUUUAAUUUUAUAA
Naegleria lovaniensis is the source of this 1332-nucleotide messenger RNA. RefSeq lists its product as uncharacterized. The transcript has 2 exons. The coding region runs from base 1 to 1332 and encodes 443 amino acids. The record is from RefSeq and is a predicted model, not a curated record. NCBI's taxonomy places the organism in Eukaryota, Heterolobosea, Eutetramitea, Acrasida, Naegleriidae.